AUGUUUGAACAAAAAGAAAAGUGCUAUUAAGAAAAUAUCAAAUCUGUGGACAAUUAUGUAAAUUGCGCAUUGCAAUUAGUCAAUCAAUUUAAUGAGAUGUCAAAGAAGUUUAGAUACUAAGGACUCUACUUUGAACAUAGAUUUGUUGAUUGUUUGAAACAUAGACCAGAUGAAGGAGAUAAUUAUAAAUGCAUCUAAAAGUUAGAAAAGGAUUUAAAAAUGGAAGCCAAGAAAAUUACACCCAAAGAAUGA
This is a messenger RNA of Paramecium tetraurelia, 252 nucleotides long. RefSeq lists its product as uncharacterized. NCBI's taxonomy places the organism in Eukaryota, Ciliophora, Oligohymenophorea, Peniculida, Parameciidae. The transcript has a single exon. The record is from RefSeq and is a predicted model, not a curated record.